This is a messenger RNA of Cyprinodon tularosa, 1272 nucleotides long. RefSeq names its product arginase 1 (gene arg1). Bases 16 to 1080 code for a protein of 354 amino acids. The record is from RefSeq and is a predicted model, not a curated record. The transcript is spliced from 8 exons. NCBI's taxonomy places the organism in Eukaryota, Metazoa, Chordata, Actinopteri, Cyprinodontiformes, Cyprinodontidae. Gene Ontology annotation, cellular component: nucleus; cytosol; cytoplasm. Gene Ontology annotation, molecular function: arginase activity; manganese ion binding.
CGUCACGCAGGGUUUAUGAGCGGCUCGCGGGGGUUCCGCUCCAACCAUCCGCAUGUCAGCAUGCAGAGCGCGCGCACGCUGCAGCAGCUCUUGAAGCGGAGCCUUCACCAUCCUCCUCAUCCUCAGCAGCUCUCAGCAGGGAUCAUCGGAGCCCCUUUCUCCAAGGGACAGUCCAGGCAUGGAGUGGAGUCUGGACCGGACCGGAUCCGAGCAGCGGGACUCCUGGACCGGCUGCAGCUGCAGGGCUGUGCAGUGAAGGAUUAUGGGAACCUGACGUUUGAGGACUUUGUGCUGGAUGAGCCGGUCAGGGGAUCUAAACGUGUCCGGGCGGUGGGCAGCGCCAACCAGAGGCUGUCGGAGGCGGUGCAGACAGUGAAGAGGGACGGACACACAGCAGUGGUCCUGGGAGGAGACCACAGUCUGGCCAUUGGCUCCAUCCACGGUCACGCCGCGGCGGCGGGCCCCCUCAGCGUGGUGUGGGUGGACGCCCACGCUGACGUCAACACACCGCUGACCUCGUACACAGGAAACCUCCACGGCCAGCCCAUGUCGUACCUCCUGUACGAGCUUCGGUCGAAGGUUCCUGAGCUACCAAACUUCUCCUGGAUGAAGCCCUGCGUGUCCUCCAGGGACCUGGUCUACGUCGGCCUGAGAGACGUCGAUCCGGCGGAGCACUACAUCCUGAAGCUGCUGGGAGUGAAGGUGUUCUCCAUGUCACAGGUGGACCAGCUGGGCGUGGCCAGGGUCAUGGAGGAGACAUGUGACUACCUGUGGGAAAGAGCAAAGAAACCGAUUCACCUGAGCUUCGACAUCGACGCUAUCGACCCCUCUGUUGCCCCGGCAACAGGAACCCCUGUGGUAGGAGGCCUGAGCUACCGAGAGGGGCUGUUCAUCACAGAGCAGCUCUGUCAGACAGGUCUGCUCUCCGCCGUGGACUUGGUGGAGGUGAACCCUCUGAGGGGGCAAACGGAGGGGCAGGUCCACUCCACGGUCAGCAUGGCGGUCGACAUUCUGCUCGGAUGCUUCGGACGUCUGCGGGAAGGAAACCACCUGCUGGAUUAUUCCCUCCCAGAGCCGUGAGGAGGACUCCACUGUCUGAGGCGUCCCUGAAAGCAUCACGUUGCUAUGAAUCUAACAGCACCGCUGCUGGGAGGCCUUAAAGUACUCAGCUGGAAACUGUCACAGCUAAAUCAGUCACUAAGCUACAGACGAGGAUUAGGGCCACUGGAAAAAUAAAACAAGUUAACAGAUUUUUUAACUUUAUUUCAGUAU